Messenger RNA from Chiloscyllium plagiosum (whitespotted bambooshark), 882 nucleotides. Lineage: Eukaryota; Metazoa; Chordata; Chondrichthyes; Orectolobiformes; Hemiscylliidae. The record is from RefSeq and is a predicted model, not a curated record.
UUCGUCUGCUUUUGUGUGUUUACAGAGGAAGAUGAGGAUGAUGAUGAGGAAGAGGAGGAAGAUGAAGAAGAGGAGGAAGAGGAGGAAGAAGAAAUUGAUGUGGUAACAGUCGAGAAACGACGAUCAUCAUCCAACAAGCAUGUGACGACCCUGACAGUGACUGUGCGCUCUCACACCGCGAGCUGCGGGUCAUCGAAGAACCACAGCACCUCUCUGAUGAAAAGGUGUGCACCUAUACACCAGCAGCACAACUAUGCUGCCCCCUCGCCCUACACAGAAUGCGAUGAGGUGCCACCUCUGAAGAAGGUGAAGAGUGAAACUGUGCGCCUCGCCAAGCAGGUGGCGCCCCCUCGAUCCAAAAGCGUGAGUCCCCGUGGAUCCGACUCCGAAGACAACGAGCGGCGACGCACUCACAACAUCUUGGAGCGUCAGCGGCGCAAUGACCUCCGCUCCAGCUUCCUCACCUUACGGGACCAAAUACCAGAACUUGUGAAAAACGACAAGGCGGCAAAAGUCAUCAUUCUGAAAAAGGCCACUGAAUAUGUGCAGGCUCUGCAGUCGGAGGAGCAGAAAAUGUUGUCGGAAAAAGAGAAACUGAAAGCCAAGCAACAACUGCUAGUUAAGAGACUGGAGGAAGUGAGGACUCGCUAGGCUAAGGCUACCCCAACUGGUUGAAUGCCACUUUUGCACAUUUUAGACGUCAAGAAUGUUUCAGAGUUUUUUUCUGGUUAUCAGUCCAGCCGCAUUUAAACAUGGACAAAAUACUUCAGAAGCCUUAGAGGUACCUGUGUCUGUCAAUGGAGAUCCAUUUUGAGAAGGCUUAUUGAUUGUCUCUUCGAAAACCUAUGUAAAUACCAGUUUUAACAACUGCCUUUUUCAUGU